Molecule: messenger RNA, 1368 nt
Organism: Talaromyces proteolyticus
Lineage: Eukaryota; Fungi; Ascomycota; Eurotiomycetes; Eurotiales; Trichocomaceae
Exons: 1
Coding region: 1-1368 (455 amino acids)
Molecular function (GO): acyltransferase activity, transferring groups other than amino-acyl groups
Source: RefSeq, a predicted model, not a curated record
AUGAGUUCAAGGCAGGACGAGUUGAAGGCACAACAGCCUGGAGAGGUCGAAAAUGUCGAUGAGAGCCUCUAUCCUGAUCUCAUGGGCCAGUUCCCCAUCUUAGACGCCUACACUCAAUUGUGUUUCGGCUUUGAGCUCCCGCUCGACGUUGAUCGGGAUGCCGUCGUUUCUGCUCUCCGAACCGGAUUCAAUCGGCUGAUCGAACAUAUCCCCUGGCUGGGAUGGCAGAUUGGCCAAAGGUCUGGCGUCCGCACAGCGAUCCCCUGGCCUGAAGACGUGGCUAGGGACCUUUUGUAUGUCAAGUACUGCGAUGAGACUACCCAACCCAUGGCGGAUCUCCUUGGGGCGGGCAUCCCAAUCGGGAAACUAGACGGCAAAGAGCUCACGCCUUGGCCGGCACUUCCACAGCCCCAUGGAAUAGUAGGUCCUGUGCCCGUCCUAGCCCUGCAGGCCAACUUUAUCAAAGGCGGGCUCAUCCUCAACCUCAGCUCACAUCACACUAUGAUGGAUGGCACAGCCAACUUUCAAGUUCUCAAGCUACUUGCCACUGUGCUUGCCGGAGAUGAGAUUCCAGCAGCCGAACUGGAGCAGGCGAACCGGGACCGACGCGGUCUGAUUGAUCUGAUCCCGCGCAGCGAGGCUCUAAAGGACCACUCCUACCUGCGGCGUCCACCUGGUUAUCAGUUUGUGUUUCCUGCUAGCCCGCCGACAUGGUGCUAUUUCAAGAUGCCCUUGACGUCCCUAUCCAAGCUCGCCAAGACCGCCCAGGAUCCGUCCAGACCUGUGACGGAAGACGACAUCCUUCAUGCCUUCUACUGGCAGCGGCUGUGCGCUGUGCGUCUUGCGCGUGGGUUGCCUUUCGAUACGGUAUCCAAGAUCUCCCGCGCCAUAGAUGGGCGUAUGGCGCUCGGCAUACCGGCGUCCUACAUGGGCGCUCAAGUCUACACAGCCAUCACGCGCCUGCCAAUAGGCCAGGUCGCAUCUCUCACCCUGCAGCAGACCGCGCAGGUGUUGCGUCGGGAAUUUUCCCAGGCCAACACAGCCUGGGCUAUUCGUAGCUUAGCCACAAUUAUCGCUCGCGAGCCGGACCGCUCAAUGCUGAUGUACAAUGGUACCCAUAACGGCAACACUGAUAUCGGUGCCACCUCGAGCUUGAACACGAAUCAGACUCUACCACCGUCGUGGGGACACUUGCUGGGUCCAUGUCGCUUCUUCCGCCGCUCGAUAUCGGCACCCAUUCCCGGCGCAUUCGUAGUUCAAUCAGCUGAGGGUGGCGCCAUCCCCAUUCUAGUUUGUCUGCCGCAGGAUGAUUUACAGGCAUUGAAGAAGGACUCGCAAUGGAGGCAGUACACGAGAUGCAUUGGCUGA